CUCUUUGCAGGAGCUGGGGAGUCAGGGAAAAGCACAAUUGUCAAACAAAUGAAAAUUAUCCAUGAAGCUGGCUACUCAGAAGAGGAAUGUAAACAGUACAAAGCUGUGGUAUACAGUAACACCAUACAGUCCAUUAUUGCCAUUAUUAGAGCUAUGGGCAGAUUGAAGAUCGAUUUUGGUGAUCCAGCCAGAGCUGAUGAUGCUCGUCAACUUUUUGUACUGGCUGGAGCUGCAGAAGAAGGCUUUAUGACUGCUGAGCUGGCUGGAGUCAUCAAACGCUUAUGGAAGGAUGGUGGGGUACAGGCCUGCUUCAACAGAUCAAGGGAAUAUCAGUUGAAUGAUUCUGCAGCAUAUUACCUCAAUGAUUUGGACAGAAUAGCACAGAACAGCUACAUACCCACUCAGCAGGAUGUUCUCAGAACUAGAGUAAAAACUACCGGUAUAGUGGAAACGCAUUUCACAUUCAAAGACCUUCAUUUCAAGAUGUUUGAUGUUGGCGGUCAAAGAUCUGAAAGGAAAAAGUGGAUUCAUUGCUUUGAGGGAGUUACAGCAAUCAUUUUCUGCGUGGCCCUGAGUGAUUAUGACUUGGUUCUGGCUGAAGAUGAAGAGAUGAACCGAAUGCACGAAAGCAUGAAAUUAUUUGACAGCAUCUGCAAUAAUAAGUGGUUUACAGACACCUCCAUUAUUCUUUUCCUAAUAAGAAGGAUCUGUUCGAGGAGAAAAUUAAGAGGAGUCCUCUGACAAUCUGCUAUCCUGAAUAUGCAGGUUCGAACACUUACGAAGAAGCAGCUGCAUAUAUUCAGUGUCAGUUUGAAGACCUUAACAAAAGAAAGGACACAAAGGAAAUUUAUACCCAUUUUACGUGUGCAACAGAUACCAAGAACGUGCAGUUUGUAUUUGAUGCAGUAACUGAUGUCAUCAUAAAAAACAAUCUCAAAGACUGUGGCCUUUUCUAA
Messenger RNA from Staurois parvus, 956 nucleotides. The record is from the annotation of a GenBank genome assembly. Lineage: Eukaryota; Metazoa; Chordata; Amphibia; Anura; Ranidae.